Molecule: messenger RNA, 1095 nt
Organism: Fusarium subglutinans
Lineage: Eukaryota; Fungi; Ascomycota; Sordariomycetes; Hypocreales; Nectriaceae
Product: cell wall protein
Exons: 1
Coding region: 1-1095 (364 amino acids)
Source: RefSeq, a predicted model, not a curated record
AUGUACAUGACACGCCUUGUAAAGCUGCUAAUGGUAGCGCUUGCCGUUGUCUGCGUCGCUCAGGCAUCAUGGAUUGAUAUCAACAAGAUUCACUUGCGGGAGCGUCGACUCGUCCGCAGAGCAAGCCCAAGCCAGUCCGAUGACUCACAACCAAGCGCAACUGCAUCUGACAGCAACCCUUCAGCUACUCAAGCAGACUCAGCAUCCGAUCCUGCUCCUACUGAUGCAGCUGACCCUACCUCGGAUGACUCUGCCAAAACCGAUGCUGGGCCUACUCAGGCUACCAACGACCAAACAAAAGCAUCUGCCACUGAUGCUGAGCCUACCAACAACGAUUCUGCAAAGACAACCGCUGCUGAUACCUCCCCCACAAACGCUUCUCCAACCAGCAAGCCCGCUGAGAAGUCCAGUGCUGCUGAUAGCAAGGCCUCCGAGACAGCCGCUGCCACCCAAUCUGAAGCUACCGACAACGUCGAGUCAUCGGCUUCUGCUACUGACGCCAAAACUGCUGCUCAGUCGACAGCCAACUCCCCAGCAGCCACCAGCACCUCCAGCAACAACCAGAACAGUGACGACGCCAGUAGCACCGCCAGCGAGAACAACGACGAGGCUUCCAGCACUGCCGCCGAUAAGAACACCCAAACUACUGCUAAGCCUGUUACCUCUACACACGUCGCCGUCGUCACAAGGACAAACAGCGAUGGUAACCUUGAGACCAUGACCACUACGAGUGUGUCUACGUCAACACCUGGUCUGAGUGACGGUGAUGACGACGGGAGCUCUUCAGGCAUGUCGGCCAAGACCCGCAACACAGUCAUUGGAGUUGUUGUCGGUAUUGGUGGCGCAAUUGUCGUUGGUGCCCUUGGCCUGGUCGCAUGGCGAAUUUGGGGCCGCAAGAAGCACCAAGAGGAAGCCGAUGGUCUCAUGGACUUCAAUGAGAACAAUAGCCGUCCUAGCAGCAACGGCCCUUAUCACAGCGUUGAGAAGACUGAGUACGGUAGUGUCGGGAGCUCAGGGCCUCAACGCAGCCCAUUCCAAUCCACGCUAGACACUUAUCACCAACCAACACCCGUGAACGCCUCGUCCAACUUUUAA